AACGAAUCACUCUUUGAGAGUCUGGUCUAGUCUGAACUUGUCCCAAGAUGAAGGAAUAAACAUCGACAAACAGGAAGAAACGAGAGUCGGUUUGUUUGCAGUUUAGACUUAAAGGACCGAACACACUCAACGGAGCUAAUGGCAGGAGGCAACUUACAGAAAGCUAUCGAUCUGGCCAACAAAGCUGCACAGGAGGACAAAGCCAAGAACUACGAGGAAGCCCUCAGAUGUUACCAGAAUGCAAUCCAGUACUUCCUCCAUGUUGUCAAGUAUGAGGCUCAGAGUGAACGCGCGAAGGAGCGCAUCAGGGAAAAGUGUCUAGAUUACCUGGACCGAGCCGAGCAGCUGAAGAUACACCUGAAGAAGCUGGAGAAGAAUCCUCCGGCUAAACCAGUCAAAGAGAACCAGUCUGAUGACAAAGGGAUUGAAAGUGAUGACGGGGACAACCAAGAGAAAAACAAGUUUCAAAAUCAACUCUCAGGUGCCAUCGUCAUGGAAAAGCCAAACAUUAAGUGGGAUGAUGUAGCUGGACUGGAAGGAGCCAAAGAAGCCUUGACGAAAGCCAUCAUUCUGCCCAUCAAAUUCCCUCAUCGGUUCACAGGAAAGCGAACUCCUUGGCGGGGCAUCCUUCUCUUUGGCCCUCCAGGAACAGGAAAAACCUACCUGGCCAAGGCGGUGGCUACAGAGGCCAACAACUCCACCUUCUUCUCCAUCUCCUCCUCCGACCUCGUGUCCAAGUGGUUGGGGGAAAGUGAAAAGUUGGUGAAGAACCUGUUCUCUUUGGCUCGAGAGCACAAACCAUCCAUUAUUUUCAUUGAUGACAUCGACUCCCUCUGCGGCUCCAGGAGCGAGAACGAGAGCGAGGCCGCGCGCAGAAUCAAGACAGAGUUCCUCGUUCAGAUGCAGGGUGUUGGAAACGAUAAUGAGGGAGUCCUGGUUCUGGGAGCCACAAAUAUACCGUGGACAUUGGACUCUGCUAUAAGGAGAAGAUUUGAAAAGCGAAUCUACAUCCCUCUGCCUGAAGAGCAUGCUCGCUCCUUCAUGUUUAAACUACAUCUGGGAUCCACACCCAACAACCUGACAGAAGCAGACUUCAACACUCUGGGCCAGAAGACGGAAGGGUACUCUGGGGCUGACAUCAGUGUUAUCGUCAGGGACGCCCUCAUGCAACCUGUCAGGAAGGUCCAGUCCGCCACUCACUUCAAAAAGGUCCAGGGCUCAUCAUGGAACAGCCCGGAUGUUGUGGAGCAAGACCUACUGACUCCGUGCUCGCCGGGAGAUCCCAACGCCAUAGAGAUUAUGUGGAUGGACGUCCCUGGAGAAAAGCUUUCGAUGGCAGUCGUGUGCAUGGCGGACAUGCUGAGGUCACUCACUACCAUCAAGCCGACAGUGAGCGAGCAGGACCUGGAUAAGAUGAAGAAGUUUACGGAAGAUUUUGGUCAAGAAGGCUGUGUAAGAUAUGACAAAAAUAAUGCUUCAACAGCAUAUUAUUGUUUUUGUUUGUGACAAAUAACAUGAUUCAAUAAUGAAAUCUAAUCAAUAAAUCAAGUUUCAGCACUUUUUAUUACUCAAAUAUCAAUUGUUUACAUCUUCGCAUCUAAGGUUUUGUGUUUCUAUUACUUAUUUUAUUUUUGAAUUUCUAAAAUGUAAGAGAUAAUCUCUUUAUUUUUUUAAAGAAAACUUUCUGUCUUUAAUUAUAUAUAUGAAGUCGAUGGCUGUGCAACAGAGACUCUGGGAAAAUGCACAUUUCCAACACUACAUACCUCUCACCACUGUCUAAGGAGGAUUGUGCUCGACAGAAAUAGUUUCGGGGUUGGUUUUUUGUGAAUAGGAACUUCUCCUAUAACAUUUAGAAAGUUUUCUCUUUAAAAUAUGUGGGUUACCCUUCACUGGUUAUCCUAUCUCAGACAUGCAAGUUUAAAGGUUCAGUGUGUAAGAUUGAGGUGAAAGGGAUCUUUAAGCAGAAAUUGAAUAUAAAUAGUUGUAGUGAUGUUUUCACUAGUGUGUUUAAUCUAAAUUGUACAACAUGUGGUUUUAUUUACCCUACAACGCACACUCUAUAUUUAAACACUUUAUAUUUACAUCUGGAACGGUUCCUCUCUAUGGAGGCUGCAAUGUAUUUUACAGUAGGCCAGACCGGAGAAACUAAACACCUUUUGAGUUUUUAUGACAACUGAAGGUUACAACACUCUGGGAUGUUUGGAAGGAGAGGGUGAGGUGAGGGGUAUUCAGCUGCAACAUGCAAUGUCACCAACAGAUGUCACUAGAUUCUACACACUGAACCUUUAGGGGGUGUAAUUAUACACAUCACGUAAAAACAGCAUCAAUGAAAAAUGUACGUUCUCUGUAAAAAAUAAUAAAGGGUGUUUUCUGUAAAAAACAAUAAA
Platichthys flesus (European flounder) is the source of this 2387-nucleotide messenger RNA. RefSeq names its product vacuolar protein sorting-associated protein 4B-like. The transcript has 11 exons. Bases 139 to 1506 code for a protein of 455 amino acids. Gene Ontology annotation, biological process: endosomal transport; vacuole organization. The record is from RefSeq and is a predicted model, not a curated record. NCBI's taxonomy places the organism in Eukaryota, Metazoa, Chordata, Actinopteri, Pleuronectiformes, Pleuronectidae. Gene Ontology annotation, molecular function: ATP binding; ATP hydrolysis activity.